AUGCAGAGCAUCAACAACAUGCGCGAGAAGCUGAAGCGCAAGCUCUCACUCCACGAUAAGAACCCCCAAUUCGACGACGCGCAAGACAUUGACGACGUCGACGAAGAGACCCACGGCCACCUUACGCGUGACAUGGAGCGUGCCGAGGCUUCCGACGAGCCUCAUGGCAAGCCAGGCAGCUUCUUGAACCGACUCAUCAUGCACGGCAACAAGAAGACCGAAGAGGAGAUCUCACGCGAGCAGGCGUUGAACCCGGGCAAGGAGAUCAACCCGUACAAGGAGACCUACAAUGAGAACGCCAAGCCACUGUCUGGUGACACUGCUCUGCGUCCAGGCACCACCAGCAACACCGUCUCGUAG
Messenger RNA from Baudoinia panamericana UAMH 10762, 360 nucleotides. RefSeq lists its product as uncharacterized. NCBI's taxonomy places the organism in Eukaryota, Fungi, Ascomycota, Dothideomycetes, Mycosphaerellales, Teratosphaeriaceae. The coding region runs from base 1 to 360 and encodes 119 amino acids. The transcript is spliced from 2 exons. The record is from RefSeq and is a predicted model, not a curated record.